UGAGCAGCCGUCGCGAAUGGACGUGUGCGGAAAACCUUCGGCGUCGUCGUUGUCGGAGUUGAACACUUGAAAGGGAUUAUUCGGGUUGGUUCUGGUGAAAGUUGGACGUUUGUUGGGCUUCUCGAGUGGGACGUCGUUAGAACUUUCGCUUUUCCCACGGUGGAGGUCUGUUCUUGUGGGGGUGGUCAAGGAGAAGGUCGCCUUGGCUUGGAGAUGUUCCGACUCGGCACGAGCUAGAUUGCAGCAGUAUCGCCAUGCAAAAUUCUAUAAAGUGGUCGAAGAGGUGCUGCUGACAAGCUAAAAAUAAGCACAAAAAGGUCGUUGAAGCUGAAAUAUCGGAAGGUAUACACAACGAGAGAUGACAAAAGAUUUUUGAUGCUGAGGAAUUUGGGUUGUGAGCAGCCAACAUGAUCCUAUGAGACAUUGAAAAUCGGAUUUUCAAAGUUACGGAAUCAGGCCGACAUCAUGUACGGAAUGUUACUGGAGAGUGUUCAGCACUUUGUGCAGCGCAACGAAUGACGGCACGGGACGGCAACGUGGCGAGGUGGAAAUUCAAGGUGGUGGGUGAACCUCUGAUGAAGCUGGGAGGUUGAAUUUUUCCUGAGGGAAAGUUAUUAACUGGAAAGGAAAAUUAAACGUUGCAUUAGCAGUUGAUUAGCUUGGAGUGAAAUGAUACAAAACAUACGUAGAAAAUUUGUCUGAAAAAAUAGCUAAAUAUUCCAAGUAACAAACACUGCCAUAUUCGGGGACAUUAUUACAAAUUUUUAAGUGUUAAUUUAAAUUGUUAGGUAGAGAAAAAAUCAGUGAUUUGAGAUAACCAAAAUUUAACUUGGAAAAGGUUCCACCAAAUUACAUUUCAAAGAUGUACGGCCUCAUCAUGCAGGGGGUGAAGGACGCCGUAUUGCUCGAGUACGGUGAGCAUGUCUGGAAACAGGCGCUGUUCACCGCCGGUUGUAAACUGACCGUUUUCAACACGUACCAGCAAUAUCCGGACAGUCUGAUCCCGGAUCUGGCGGCCGCCUUAUCCGCCAUCACGGGCAGAAGCAUCGACGACUUUAUGGUCUUCUUCGGGCGCUGUUUCGUGCGGUUCUUCAGUAACUUUGGCUACGAUGAGCUGAUCAAGUCCACAGGUCGAUACUUUUGCGACUUUCUGCACUCGGUCGACAACAUCCAUCUGCAGAUGCGCUUCACGUACCGCAAGAUGAAGAGUCCCUCGAUGCAGCUGAUCGAGGUGGAUGAAAAGGGGGCGGUGCUCGUUUACCGAUCGACGCGAUCCGGCUUUUCAAAGUAUUUACGCGGUCAACUGAUGGAGAUCGCGAAGCAGCUCUACAACAUGGACAUCACGAUCAACGUGUUGGAGAGUCAGAACGAUAUUCCGGGAGGGACCACCGGACCGAUAUCCAUUCAGGGUGGGUUGAAAACGGUCAUUGUGAAGUAUCGGUUGGAUUUCGAUAAUCGGGAGUAUAUGGAGAAACGUGUCCAUAUAAAGGCUCAUCCAUCGCAACUCACACUGCCAUCGGUUAGCAGUAGUCUGCUGCUGGAACUGUUUCCCUUCGCACUGAUAUUGAACGAAAAGAUGUGCAUUACAGCUGCCGGCGAGAAGCUUAUUGAGUCAUGGAUGCUGAACAAUGUGACUAAAUCGCCGAAUGAGCUUAUGGGAGCCAAGGUUACGGAUCAUUUCAAGUUGCGUCGACCCACGGGAAUAACGUUUACGUGGGAUAAUAUGAAGCGUCUCCAAACGGUCAACUUUGAGAUACAGUUGUUGAAGGGUCAGACUGUUCUAGAAGCGGAGGAAGCUUCCGCUUUGACAGAUAAUAAAUCUGCUGUUCCGGAACCGGAUGAUCCAUCGAAACUGAUGUCCGUUGCUAGGCGAGGUUCUCAUGGACUUAAAAACAUUCUACUAAAGGGAGAAAUGCGUUACAUCAAAGAUAUUAACUCACUAGUUUUCCUUUGUAGUCCACUCAUCAACAACUUGGAAGAGCUACGUGAGGUAGGACUAUAUUUGAACGAUCUCAACACCCAUGGACUAAGUAGAGAGAUGGUGUUCUCUGGAUUUUCGCACAACUCCCGGCUGGAUCUGAUGUGUGAGCGUGAGGAAAAGCGAGCUGAAGAGCUGGAAACGUCGUUAGCCUUGGCCGACUCCUGGAAGCGGCAGGGUGAUGAAUUGUUGUACAGUAUGAUCCCUAGGUCGAUAGCUGAACGGCUGCGAGAAGGGCAGAAUCCACUCGAGACAUGCCAGACGUUCGAGGAAGUGACUGUUCUGUUUGCAGAAAUUCAGGAAUCGCUUAUGUCCGAUGACUCCAUAAAAUACGCCAUGACGACUGUAACCACGUUGAACGCGGCUUUUAGCGCGUUCGACUCUUUGGUACAGACGCCUAUGGCCUAUAAAGUGGAGACUGUUGGCAAGGUAUACAUGGCGGUGAGCGGGGCUCCUGACCCUAAUCCUUGUCACGUCCAGCACACAGCCGAUCUAGCGUUGGGAAUGCUCCAGAGCAUUCACGACCUGAAACUGCCGGGAGUUGGAGUGAAAAUCGGAGUUCACACCGGUCCAAUAGUUGCUGGCAUUGUGGGCCUCAAGGUGCCCCGGUAUUGCCUGUUUGGAGACACGGUCAAUACAUCGUCCCGUAUGGAAAGUAGCAGUGAUAUCAACAAGAUCCAAGUAUCAGGAUAUACAGCCAACAAGCUGAAAAAGUAUGGCUACAAGCUAACAUUCCGUGGAAAGGUAGCGGUAAAGGGUAAAGGUGACAUGGAAACUUUUUGGCUAGAAGGGGGACCAAGCGGAACUGCUACUACAGGUAGUAAAAAAGUGGAGAAAAAGAAAUAAAACGAUUGGUCAUCAAUAGCUCGAAGACGGGCUCUGCCUCUUUCUAAGACAGCUUUUUUACUGUGCCUUCACUUCUGCAAUUACAGUUUAACGAAUCUGAAUCCUUUAGCUCACAAAGACUCGCACUUAUAGUGAAU
This is a messenger RNA of Culex quinquefasciatus (southern house mosquito), 2961 nucleotides long. Its product is annotated as soluble guanylate cyclase 89Db. The transcript has 10 exons. The coding region runs from base 863 to 2824 and encodes 653 amino acids. Gene Ontology annotation, biological process: response to oxygen levels; nitric oxide-cGMP-mediated signaling; cGMP biosynthetic process. The record is from RefSeq and is a predicted model, not a curated record. NCBI's taxonomy places the organism in Eukaryota, Metazoa, Arthropoda, Insecta, Diptera, Culicidae. Gene Ontology annotation, molecular function: guanylate cyclase activity; heme binding; oxygen sensor activity. Gene Ontology annotation, cellular component: guanylate cyclase complex, soluble.